Messenger RNA from Penicillium alfredii, 903 nucleotides. RefSeq lists its product as uncharacterized. NCBI's taxonomy places the organism in Eukaryota, Fungi, Ascomycota, Eurotiomycetes, Eurotiales, Aspergillaceae. The record is from RefSeq and is a predicted model, not a curated record. The transcript is spliced from 4 exons. Bases 1 to 903 code for a protein of 300 amino acids.
AUGAGGUUCUGGGUUGAUUGGGAGCUCUGGGAGAAGUUGAGCCUGGUAUUGGCUGGGUUGAUUACUAUCGUGCUCAUCUAUGCCUUCUGCGUCCUUGCAUACCACAAAUGGAUGAUUCGCAAAUACGCUGCGGCCGAGGCACGCCAGAAGGAAGAGGAGGCAGAGCUACACCCCAUGCUGACGGGAGAUGAUAUCCCGUUCGGUGCCAGAGCCCUGGAGAGAGGCAUCUAUGUCGAUGACAUCUGGGUUUCCAAGCCGAACACUCCGAAUGACAGCCCACACCAACCAGGGACACCUGACGGAAGCCGACCGGCCAGUCCAGCGCCGAGGGUCAUGGGCAAGCCCCCCGCAAAUCCCGCCCCGGCGUUGGCAUUCGAAAAUACCAUGACAACCCCAACACAAAUGGUGUCUUUUGCCAGACCCAGAGCUAGCCCUAAGAUGGAUAUGGGCUUGGCCAACUACCGACACGAGUCCCAAAGACCCGGCGAGAUCUAUGGCCCAGCGGUAACUUCUAGCUUUUCAGAAUAUCCCGGCUCUCGUCGUCGAAAUGACAUCCUGAGUGGAAAUGAAAAGCGUGCCAGUUUCCAUUCGCGGCUCUUCCGAACCAGCCAUCUGUUUGACAAGAACGCCAGGACCGGCCCCGAUGGUCAGGACGAGCAGGAUCUGGGCUCCGCCGGGAAUGACGUUGGGUUGCGAAACCCGGCUGAACACCAUCGGCCUGCACGGCUCACGAAGACCCUUCGUCGACGGUCAUCCGAGGAGUUCAGACGCAAGAUGAGCCAAAUCUUCAACGAAAAUAUCCAAAUGGGUGUCCCCGCUGAGCAGCUUCAGUUCAACCCAGAACUGCGAGAUACCCAGAAGCGAAGCAAGCGCAGGUCGAUAUUUGGGCAAUUCCGUUCGUGA